Messenger RNA from Ilex paraguariensis (yerba mate), 750 nucleotides. Lineage: Eukaryota; Viridiplantae; Streptophyta; Magnoliopsida; Aquifoliales; Aquifoliaceae. The record is from the annotation of a GenBank genome assembly.
AUGGCGAUGCCUCAAGUUUUGAUGAGAAACGAAGAUCAUCACCUGUACUCUCCUCUCCUUGAUCAUCCCAAAGGAGAAAAUGCGAAAUCACGUGGGUUGGCGAUUGAGAAAAAGAUCGAGUUCCUGGAGAGUUUGACCGGAAAAGUUAGCAAUCGGCGAACUCGUAGGUGGUUAAAUGAUCGUCUGUUGAUGGAACUUGUACCUCGUUUGAAUGCAGAAGAAAUUAGAGGCUUGUUUGCUCCACCUCCAUUUGGUGAUGAUGUGCCGUUGUCACCAUUUUGCAUGGCAAAUGUGGGGGAGUGGGACAAAUUUAGGAAUGUAGACAUGGAUAAAGAGGGUACCAUGAUUAAAGCCCUUGAAGGGUCUUCAUCAAAGAGGAAAAAUCCUGUGGAUGCUGAUAAAGUGGCUGUACUGACUGCUUGGCAUAGAGUGGGUUGUAGAACAAGGGAAGCAUUUCGCCGUAGCUUUCUCCCAGAACUGAUUAAUGGAUAUGAGGAAUGCAUACGGGCUUUUGUUGAGAAGAGUGGAGAUGGAGAUGUUCUUGUGCUACAGGUUCAAGAUCCUUUUCAUAGGUUGUUGCUGCACGGGGUUUGUGAGUUCUACAACUUGGUCUCGGUAACAGUCAGUCAAUCGAAGGGCACAAAAUCCUUGAAGAUGACAAGGAUAAGGAAGAAGAAAUCGGGUUCGGUUGAGCUUCCAAACAUCACCCUUUGCCAUUUCCUUAAGAUGACGAAGGAAGGGAUCUGGUAG